Molecule: messenger RNA, 1110 nt
Organism: Hyphopichia burtonii NRRL Y-1933
Lineage: Eukaryota; Fungi; Ascomycota; Pichiomycetes; Serinales; Debaryomycetaceae
Gene: TFA1
Product: transcription factor TFIIE subunit
Exons: 1
Biological process (GO): transcription open complex formation at RNA polymerase II promoter; transcription initiation at RNA polymerase II promoter
Cellular component (GO): transcription factor TFIIE complex
Source: RefSeq, a predicted model, not a curated record
AUGGAUGAUACGAUUAGAUCUUUGAUUCGGUUUGUUGCGCGGGGCUUCUACCUGCGCCAGUACAUCUUGAUUCUUGAUGCUAUAUUGCUACAUUCCGUAUUGUCGGAGGAUGAUUUAUACUACUUAUUAGGAAUCAAUCCCAAGCAAUUAAGAGCACUUUGUUAUAAAUUGGUGGAAGAUAGAUUAUUGGUGAACCAUGUGCAGAAGGAAGAGAAUAACCAACAACGAUUAACUACUCGAACAUAUUAUUAUAUACAUAUUACUGAAGCAAUUGAUUCAAUCAAAUGGAAAGUGCAUACUUUAGUAAAUGAUUUAAAACAAGAAAUGUCAUUGUUGGGUAACCCUCAUGGGUACGUUUGUCCAAGGUGUGGGAAAAAAGUUAGUCAGUUGGAUGCAAUUUCUUUAUUAAGUGAUGAUAAAUUAAAUUUUGUUUGUGAUAACUGUAAUGGCAUCUUAAUUGAAGAUGAUUCAUAUCAACAAGCUUCAAUUAGACAAGCUAGAUUAGAAAAAUUAAUGUUACAAGUUGAUCCAAUCAUCUCUUAUUUGAAAAAAAUUGACGACUCUUAUAUCGAAGAUAAUAAUUUCGAACUGGCUUUAACCAUUGCUAUUCCAGCAAGAACUUCUUCUUCUGCUUCCUAUACCAUAUCAAAUCGUAUUAGCAAUAAAUCAAGAUCCAAUAUGUCUUCCUCUUUACAAAAUGCUGCUUCUAAGUCUCAAGCUACUCUUAACGUUUCAAUUACUGCUAACGAUGAAAAUUACGAACGUGAACAAUUAGAAAAAGAACAAAGAAGACAAAAAUUAGAACAGAACGCUUUACCUUCCUGGCACUCGGCAAGUACCGUUGGUAAAAUGUUAGGUAAAUUAGAUAGCGAAGAAUCUUCUAAAGAAACAACCCCUACAAUUAAAGAAGAAUCAACCGAUAUUAAAGAAGAAUCUUCUACUCCCCAAAUCGAACCAUCCGAUCAAGUCCAAUCCGCCCCAGCAAACCCUCCAACUCUGGAUUCAAAAGAUCAAGCCGCUCAAGAUGUUUUGGCAGCUUACUAUGCGGAUUUGGCUGAACGUGAAGCGGAUGACGACGAUGACGACGAGGAAGAGGACGACUUCGACGAA